AUAAACUUGUAUGUGAGCCAGUUGAGGGGAAUGCAUGGCAUGCCGAUCACAUAGUGCCCGUCUUCAAAGGAGGGGGUGAAUGUAGAUUAGAGAAUAUGAGGACACUUUGCGUGGCUUGUCAUGCUGAGGUCACAAAAUCUCAAAGGACUGAAAGGCAUCAAGCAAGGAGAAGGGCAAAAGAACAACUCAAAAUUGCCAUGAAGGGGCUUGAACAUGGAGGUGACACUAGACAAAUAGAAUUAAACUCUUCUGUUGAUAGAGCCGUAGGAGCUGAAGCUGAUGAAGAUGCUUUUCUUGUACAUGUUCCUGGAAGUGCUUAUUCUGAAAGUUAGGAAAUGGGCAAAUGGCUGGAGUAGCAGUGAGAGCUGCAUGUUCCUGCUUGUUACAUGUAUGAUUUCUUGUAACACUGGCUGUAAUUUUUUUUUGUUUAAUUGAAAGGUUGAGGAAA
Messenger RNA from Dendrobium catenatum, 448 nucleotides. RefSeq lists its product as uncharacterized. The transcript has 3 exons. The record is from RefSeq and is a predicted model, not a curated record. The coding region runs from base 96 to 332 and encodes 78 amino acids. Lineage: Eukaryota; Viridiplantae; Streptophyta; Magnoliopsida; Asparagales; Orchidaceae.